Coffea arabica (coffee) is the source of this 709-nucleotide messenger RNA. The record is from RefSeq and is a predicted model, not a curated record. Lineage: Eukaryota; Viridiplantae; Streptophyta; Magnoliopsida; Gentianales; Rubiaceae.
UUUAGCACAUUAUUUACAUUUUGAGUGAGAUUGUGAUCAAAUGGCAUCUUCAAAAAAUUUGCUCUUUCUUAUUGGUGUUCUCUUUGCACUUGUGCUCCUCAUUUCCUCUGAUGCAGCAGCUGCAGAUCAGAAGAGCAAUAAAACCACUGGUGUCCACGAUGCCAGUUCAGGCGAGGUUCAUCAGGAUAGCAUAAGCGAAGAUCGUUGCACAUAUGGUUGCUGCCGCUGGUACAAUGGAUAUUGCCAAAGAUGCUGUCCACCUCGUGAGAAUUGCAGAUAUGGUUGCUGCAGCUGGUACAAUGGAUAUUGCCAAAGAUGCUGUCCACCUCCUGAGAAUUGCAGAUAUGGUUGCUGCCGCUGGUACAAUGGAUAUUGCCAAAGAUGCUGUCCACCUGCUGGGUAGACCCCUGAAGCUACAUCCGGAGAUGAGGUCAAAAAUUAAUGCUAAAUAAAUAAGGGUGUGACACAGGAUCCGUGACACCUAUAUUAUUACCUUAAUAUGUUAUGUUGUGUUUGCCUUUGAUGGUUGAUUUCCUAUAUGUGUAAAAGACUUGUGCGGCUUCUCUUUGAAUUGGUGUAGAAUCAACAGGGGAAGCAUGUAAUGAGUACUCAGUUCGAGUGCUCUUCUUAUGUUGUUGUCAUGUUGAAUAAAUAAAUCUACUUGAUCAUCUACUGCAAUUGAUGAUCUCUAUCUCAGUUACAUCAGAAA